Enterobius vermicularis (human pinworm) is the source of this 321-nucleotide messenger RNA. Lineage: Eukaryota; Metazoa; Nematoda; Chromadorea; Rhabditida; Oxyuridae. The record is from the annotation of a GenBank genome assembly.
AUGCGGGCCCUAUUAGCUCACCGUGUACUUUUGCGUCGUAUGCUACCUGUAGUUUUUCGAAGACAAGCUCGUGCCAGUGGUCAUGCAGCUGACUUCAAUCCUGGCCCUCCAGUGAACUACGAUUACAUGCCGGUCCCGUUCAAGCCGUACAAAGCAGUUCACAACCAGUUGCAAACUAAGUUUAACAUAUACCUUGGCGUCUCAAUUGCACUGUUUACCCUCUCCCUUGUGCUUGCAUUGGAGGAUAAUGCCUUCAUGUUUGAAGAACUUUUGCCGCCACAUAGCUACCGUUACCGUCAUAAGGCUGCUAAAAAAGAGUAA